AUGGCACAGCAGAUUGGAAAGAGAUCACAGAAUGUGACCACCCCAACCGGCAGUACUCGUAUCAUGCAGCUGGGACAGGAUGAGGCAGAUAGAUCUUCUUAUAAGUCUUUGGAUGAAUCUCUGAAGAUGCUCAAAGGAGAUUCAAAGGUCCUUGGGGCUCUCCAGAUCCUGAAUGGGAGUAUGAUCUUUGCCUUAGGGAUGUUUUUAGGCUUAUUGCAACAUGCUUCUAAUUUCCCCAGAAAUGUCUUUUUUAUGACUGUCUACACAGGCUACCCUUUCUGGGGAGCUGCAUCUUUCAUCAUUUCAGGAUCCCUUUCCAUUGCAGCUAAAGGAAAACCCACAAGGAAUUUGGUGCAAAGCAGUUUUGGGAUGAAUAUUGCCAGUGCGACAAUCUCUUUCAUUGGGGUCCUUUUUCUCUUGAUCAAUUUUGUGCUAAAUAGUUAUGAAAUCAGAAGCUGCUCAUUGGCAUCUCCUAACGUGUGCACUGUUACAAGUUCCACAUCAACUGGACUCCUGUCUUUGAUACUGAUCCUCACUGUACUAGAAUUCUGCAUUACCAUCUCUUUCACGAUCUUGGGAUGUAAAGCAAACUGUUGUGAACCUAAUGAGGUGGUUUUAUCUCUUCCUGAUUCUUCCGUGGUGGCUGGGAUACCCCCUGUUGAACAGCAUUCUGAAGGCAUGGAAACCUCAGUCCCAAUGAAUGAUACUGAGAUAUUAAGCACAUAGUCCUAGUGAUAUCUCCAGAAAUACUCUUUUAGAACUAUCAGUUGAACAAAUCUUUAUCCAACAGAACUCUGCUGAAUAGUGUGGCCUCAGUUUUUCCCUUUCAACAUAAUGUGACUUCUGGGUUCCUUGCAGGCCCCCUCUGUGUGUUUUCCAAACACUUUUCCCUCACCCACUACACAGAGUUUUGGCUUCAUUGAGAUUCUGCCUACUAUUAUGGAAGAUCCCACUGAUGAAUAUUCAUU
Molecule: messenger RNA, 968 nt
Organism: Trichosurus vulpecula (common brushtail)
Lineage: Eukaryota; Metazoa; Chordata; Mammalia; Diprotodontia; Phalangeridae
Gene: MS4A3
Product: membrane spanning 4-domains A3
Exons: 6
Coding region: 1-726 (241 amino acids)
Cellular component (GO): membrane
Source: RefSeq, a predicted model, not a curated record